Verruconis gallopava is the source of this 336-nucleotide messenger RNA. RefSeq lists its product as uncharacterized. The record is from RefSeq and is a predicted model, not a curated record. Gene Ontology annotation, molecular function: transmembrane transporter activity. Gene Ontology annotation, cellular component: membrane. The transcript has a single exon. Gene Ontology annotation, biological process: transmembrane transport. Bases 1 to 336 code for a protein of 111 amino acids. Lineage: Eukaryota; Fungi; Ascomycota; Dothideomycetes; Venturiales; Sympoventuriaceae.
AUGGACUUUUACGACCAACGUAAGCCGCUCAUUUUCGGCCAGUCUAGCAAAGGCUUGUGCAUGAUCGUUGUCGCCUCCUCGAUCAUUGGCUUUGGUUCUCCGCAGUUUAAACAAGUCGCACAAGUGGUAGAAUUCAGCUUUCCGAACACCUUAUCCGGCAAUGCUACAGUCGACUUUAUGUUCCUGGACAUGGUAUUCUUCGGCGCCUUCUUUGCUUCUAUACCCUGGACCUACGAGAAAAAGGUGUUCACUCUGAACGCACGCGGUCGGGGCAGCCGCAUUGGCAACCUGCACAACAUGUUUUGUAAAAUUCUGAUUGGGACUUUAUAUCUCUGA